Messenger RNA from Aspergillus candidus, 1476 nucleotides. RefSeq names its product major facilitator superfamily domain-containing protein. NCBI's taxonomy places the organism in Eukaryota, Fungi, Ascomycota, Eurotiomycetes, Eurotiales, Aspergillaceae. Gene Ontology annotation, biological process: transmembrane transport. The record is from RefSeq and is a predicted model, not a curated record. Bases 1 to 1476 code for a protein of 491 amino acids. Gene Ontology annotation, molecular function: transmembrane transporter activity. The transcript is spliced from 14 exons.
AUGGGAAAACAAGAUGCCACAGCCACGGUAUCAGUCGAGAGUUCACCGUCAUCGACGGAAAAUAGAACGUGGUAUCGCACUACACUUUUCAAUGCCUUCGUUAUCGGCGGGGUUGGCUUCAUGGCCCCGGGGUUAUGGAAUGCCAUGAACUCCCUGGGUGCCGGAGGCGCCCAAUCGCCGUUUUUGAUCAAUGCUGCGAAUUCGCUUGUUUUUGGACUGAUGGGAUUCUUGUGUCUCCUUGGAGGCCCAAUUGCGAAUCGCAUCGGACUGAACUGGACCCUAUUGCUGGGAGCUAUCGGGUAUCCAAUUUAUUCGGCUGCGUUAUAUACGAAUAACCGCUAUGGAAACGUCUGGUUUGUCCUCGUGGGAUCGGCGGCUUGUGGGUUGUCGGCCGGACUCUUCUGGGCCUCGGAGGGUGCUGUUGCACUGGGCUAUCCGGAGCCAUCCAAGCGAGGCAGAUACAUGAAUAUAUGGCUUUGGUUUCGUACGGGUGGACCCUUACUGGGUGGUGCGAUUGUGCUGGGAUUGAACAAUGAUACCGAUUCGAAAAGCAAGGGGAAGAUCGGUUCCGAGACGUAUCUGAUUUUUGUGGCCCUUCAAUGUCUUGCCGCACCUCUGGCUUUAUUGCUAUCGCCACCUGAAAAGGCCCAACGCAGCGAUGGAAGCAAGGUGGUUGUUAUUCGGGAAGAUUCGUGGCGAAAGGAGAUGCGUGCACUCUGGAAACUUAGUCGUCGUAAGGAGGUUGUUCUGCUUCUGCCGGUCUUCUGGGCAGCAUAUUUCAACCAGUACAGCAAAAGCAUGUUGAACUAUUCCCAGCUAUCGAUGAACAGGACUGACUUGAUGAAGAUUUUCAAACAUAUUACUUUGGUGUUCGAGCUCGCGCCCUCAUCGGGUAACUUUGCGAACCUGAUAUCCUCUGGAAUUAUCAGCCGAUUCCUCGACUACCAAAAGAUAUCGACCAAAAAGCGGAUCAUUUUCUACUACGUGGUUCUCAUCCACAUUGUCGCCUGGGUGUACGGCUGGGUCAUUCAAGAAAAAUACACCGCCAAUCCACCCUCCCUGGACUGGACUGAUCCGGGCUUCACCGAAGGAUUCUUUGUGAUUCUACUCUGGGAAUUCUCCCAGCAGUCGCUGCAGAAUCUUCUCUACUAUCUGGUCUCCACGAUGACAGAUAACAUCUCCGAGCUGUCUCGACUCACCGGUAUUUUGCGCGGACAGGAGAGUUUCGCGCAGGCGGUGUCGUUCGGUCUUAAUACCCGGAGCUGGACGGGAGGAAGAGUUCCUCUCGCUGUUAAUACGAUCUUACUUGGCUUCGGAAUCUCCAACUACUACGCCACCCAAGUCCAGAGUCAAUGCGAAUUCGCCGAGGCGGAACAGGAGCGGCUGCGUCGGAACCAGCAGCUGAUGGACGCCUACGGCGACAAGGACAACGUGCAGGACUUGCAGCGCGCUCUCGACACCUACCGACCGCAAUGA